This is a messenger RNA of Colletotrichum acutatum, 1946 nucleotides long. Its product is annotated as organic solute transporter Ostalpha-domain-containing protein. NCBI's taxonomy places the organism in Eukaryota, Fungi, Ascomycota, Sordariomycetes, Glomerellales, Glomerellaceae. Bases 76 to 1449 code for a protein of 457 amino acids. Gene Ontology annotation, cellular component: membrane. The transcript is spliced from 6 exons. Gene Ontology annotation, biological process: transport. The record is from RefSeq and is a predicted model, not a curated record. Gene Ontology annotation, molecular function: transporter activity.
GACGCGACUCGAGAUCGUGGAGGCGGUCGACCCGAGAGUAACACUCCGCGGCUUUGGCCUGGCCUGGAUAAUCCAAUGGCGAAAUGCAAAGAGCACCCUUUGGAUGUUCCAAUUGUUGAACAGAAGCUUGGUGGCGGUAUUCGAGUCCACGGCCUGUUGAUAUCCCUAUCAGCAGGAGCAACCAUAGUCGCCUGUUUUGCUACGGCAUAUCUCAUCUUUAGACACGCCAGCAACUACACGAAGCCCAAAGAACAGAAGCAAAUCAUCCGGAUCCUAUUGAUGGUUCCCGUCUACUCCAUCGCCUGCACCCUGAGUAUCAUCUUUUACAAGAAGCAGGUGUACAUCGGAAGCGUCUACGAGUUUUACGAAUCCCUAGUCAUCGCCUCCUUCUUCUUGUUGCUCUGCCAGUUACUGCAUUCCGAUCUGAAUACAUUACGCCGGGUCUUCAACUUGGUGGAACCGAAGAAGUGGCUCAAUCCCACACGGUUCUUCGUCAAACAUGUGGGAAGAAACAAAAAGGGACAAACUGAGGACGGGCUGAAAUGGUUCAACAUUAUUUGGUUCGGAGUCUUCCAGUUCUGUACCGUCAAGUUCUUCGGCGCUCUCACAAAGUGCAUCACGGAAGCGGCCGACGUGUAUUGCAAGGAAUCCAAGGAUCCUAGCCAUGCCAAAAUCUGGGUUAUGGUCAUUGAGAUCUUGUCCCUCGUCACAGCCAUGAUGUGCCUGCUGCAAUUCUACCACCAAACCUCAAAGGAGAUGGCCCAGCAUCGGCCUCUGCUCAAAUUCCUCGCCAUCAAGGUAGUGGUGUUUCUAUUCUACCUUCAGACCGGCAUCUUCGAGUUUCUCACAGGCGACGGCGGCCCAUUGAAACCAACAGCGUACAUCUCGCACCCGUCAUGGGCAGUCGGCAUUCCCAACACACUCCUUUGCUUCGAGAUGGCAGCCGUAUCAAUCCUCCACCUUUAUGCCUACCCCUACUCCAUUUACAGAGACCCAGCGGCACCGCAAAAACCCGGACACAAUGCCGGCGACGAAGAUGGGCAGGGCACAGAUCAGAACUCCGCGACGCGAAUCAUCCCUGUAAGAAGCCGGGAAGUCUGGCCUCAGCAGCCUGAGACUGCGUAUGGAGGGGCAGGAGCAGAAGAGCAGGACGCAUGGGGCGUUUGGGAUGGGGCUGACGGCUCUACUCGGCCUACCGCCGAGACCAGCGUCCCUGCGCGUGGCUUCCAAUGGAGGGCGUUGAAGGAUGCCCUCAACUUUGUGGAUAUUGUCCGGGCUGUUGUGGGAGCGUCGCGGUGGCUGAUCGUCGAGCGACGAAGGGCUGCUCGGGGUUCUGGGGCUGGCGAGAUCCGGAUUCAGAGCGAGAAUGGGAUCGAGUACAUGGAGAGGACCAGAACGGAUGAUUUGUCUGAGGCCCUGAAUAUGGUCAACAGUGAGACGCGAAGGUGAACGACCGGACCAGAAUUAUAUAUCGGGCAGAGUCUAAGGCCGAAGAUACUCUUCAGAGCGGAUCGAAUGAGGAAACGGUGUUGUUCAUUACACGACUUUCGCAUUACAACUUUUUGUCUGGAUCUCAUCUCUCUGUGCUCUAGAUUCCGCUCAAGCGUAAACUUGUCGUUAGAUAGGGUCUUCGAAUUUCAACCCAGUAACGCAGACAAGUCUCGUCAAGGGCAUCCGAUCGCCAUUCACCAUGGACUUGAAGUUCGAGCAAUAUCUCCCAAUACUGUCUUCAUUCUGCUCAUCUCUCAAGUCUUACAUGAGAAGUCCAUGCAGCCCUCAAGGAAUACACCCACUUGCUCCACCGCACGUAAGCCUUCACGCAUCUCGUCUCCCACCUCACUUGAGAGUCCAUAGACCCGUUUCCGAGCGGAUCUGCCAGCCAAGCUUCCUCCCCCACCAAGGAGACACAUGCAAGCUUCAAUUCGCCCAGAUCGUCUAGUUGGUUA